Messenger RNA from Lipotes vexillifer (Yangtze River dolphin), 1590 nucleotides. It is a transcript of the gene PDIA2, whose product is annotated as protein disulfide isomerase family A member 2. The coding region runs from base 1 to 1590 and encodes 529 amino acids. Gene Ontology annotation, molecular function: protein disulfide isomerase activity. Gene Ontology annotation, cellular component: endoplasmic reticulum. The transcript has 11 exons. The record is from RefSeq and is a predicted model, not a curated record. Gene Ontology annotation, biological process: protein folding; response to endoplasmic reticulum stress. NCBI's taxonomy places the organism in Eukaryota, Metazoa, Chordata, Mammalia, Artiodactyla, Lipotidae.
AUGGACGGCCAGCUCCUGCCAGUGCUGCUGCUGCUGCUGCUCGGGGCCUCAGGCCUGUGGGGACAGGGGCCAGGGCCCGAGGGUCCCUUGGAGGAGCCCCCUGAGGAGGAGCCCCCCGAGGAGGAGCCCCCGGAGGAGGAUGGGAUCUUGGUGCUGAGCCGGCAGACCCUUGGCCGGGCCUUGCGGGAGCACCCUGCCCUGCUGGUGGAGUUCUACGCCCCAUGGUGUGGGCACUGCAAGGCACUGGCCCCUGAGUACAGCAAGGCGGCUGCCCUGCUGGCAGCAGAGUCGGCCAAAGUCAGGCUGGCCAAGGUGGACGGGCCCGCGGAGCCAGAGUUGGCCAAGGAGUUUGCGGUGACAGAGUACCCCACGCUCAAGUUCUUCCUUGACGGGAACCAUAUGCACCCGGAGGAGUACACUGGCCCCUGGGAGGCUGAGGGCAUCGCUGAGUGGCUGAGGCGGCGGGUGGGGCCCAGUGCCACGAGGCUGGAGGAUGAGGAGGGCGCCCGAGCGCUGAUAGAUGCCCGGGAUGUGGUGGUCAUUGGCUUCUUCCAGGACCUGCAGGACAAGGAUGUGGCUACCUUCCUGGCCCUGGCCCAGGAUGCCCUGGACAUGAGCUUUGGCCUCACCAACCAGCCUCAGCUCUUUGAGAAGUUCGGCCUCACCAAGGACACUGUGGUCCUCUUCAAAAAGUAUGACGAGGGGCGGGCAGACCUCCCAGUGGAUGAGGAGCUGGGCCUGGACCAAGGGGAUCUGUCACGCUUCCUCCUCACGCACAGCAUGCACCUGGUCACGGAGUUCAACAGCCAGACGUCCCGUAAGAUCUUUGCAGCCAGGAUCCUUAACCACUUGCUGCUGUUCGUCAAUCAGACGCUGGCCCCCCACCGGGAGCUGCUGGUGGGUUUCCGGGAGGCGGCUCCCGGCUUCCGCGGGCAGGUACUGUUUGUGGUGGUGGACGUGGGCGCCAGCAACGACCACGUGCUCCAGUACUUUGGCCUCAAGGCCGAGGAGGCCCCCGCCCUCCGCUUCAUCAACAUUGAGACCACCAAGAAGUACACGCCUGCGGACAGGGGGCCAGUCACCGCCGCCUCGGUUGCAGCCUUCUGCCACGCAGUCCUGGGUGGGGAGGUCAAGCCUUAUCGCUUGAGCCAGGAGGUCCCCCCCAACUGGGACCAGCGGCCAGUCAAGACGCUCGUGAGCAAGAAUUUCGAGCAGGUGGCUUUUGAUGAAACCAAGAACGUGUUUAUCAAGUUCUAUGCCCCAUGGUGCACCCACUGCAAGGAGAUGGCCCCGGCCUGGGAGGCACUGGCUGAGAAGUACAGGGACCACGAGGACAUCGUCAUCGCUGAGCUGGACGCCACGGCCAACGAGCUGGAGGCCCUCCCUGUGCACGGCUUCCCCACCCUCAAGUACUUCCCAGCGGGGCCCGGUCGGAAGGUGAUUGAAUACAAAGGCACCAGGGACCUGGAGACCUUCUCCAAGUUUCUGGACAGUGGGGGUGAGCUGCCUGCAGAGGAGCCCACGGAGGUGCCCGGAGCCCCCUUCCCGGAGAUGCCAGAAAACACCACGGAGCCCAAAGACGAGCUGUAG